AUGUCCACCACAACGCCAGCGUCAGAGACCAAACCGAGCCAGGUUUACGAAGCAGGAUGUCAUUGCGGGUACAUCAAGUUCAGCGUGAACCUGUCGCCUCCCUUGCCUGAGAAUAAACCCCUGCUUUGCGAUUGCUCCGCGUGCCGUCGGUUUGGCUACCUGCUUGUCUAUCCGGUCCGCCAAGACGUCGAAUGGCACGGCGACUCAUGGACGCGCCUGUCCAAAUACCAGUUCAACACGAAGCAAAAGGACCAAUUGUUCUGUGGCAAGUGUGGCGCGAGCAUAGGCAUUGACUUUCGCGACUUUGAUGCGCCUCACCCCAGCCGGUUUGGCAUCAGUGUCCGCACUUUCAAUGGCAUUGAUCUCGACGCCCUGGAGUACAGGCCGUUCAAGGGCUCGGAGAAGGUGGUUCCGGCAGAGGACUUGUCCGGAGUGCAGUAUGAGCUGGACGAGAAGGAGAAGGCCAAGAAAGAUGCAGGGGAGGAUGCAGAGAAGGAAAUUGCUGUUGCAGCUGUGACUGCUUGA
Molecule: messenger RNA, 525 nt
Organism: Cryphonectria parasitica EP155
Lineage: Eukaryota; Fungi; Ascomycota; Sordariomycetes; Diaporthales; Cryphonectriaceae
Exons: 3
Coding region: 1-525 (174 amino acids)
Molecular function (GO): carbon-sulfur lyase activity
Source: RefSeq, a predicted model, not a curated record